Molecule: messenger RNA, 7190 nt
Organism: Musca domestica (house fly)
Lineage: Eukaryota; Metazoa; Arthropoda; Insecta; Diptera; Muscidae
Gene: Lnk
Product: SH2B adapter protein 2
Exons: 7
Coding region: 2059-4848 (929 amino acids)
Biological process (GO): intracellular signal transduction
Cellular component (GO): plasma membrane
Molecular function (GO): transmembrane receptor protein tyrosine kinase adaptor activity
Source: RefSeq, a predicted model, not a curated record
CCCUAAACGAAAAGAAGACAAGAAGGCGGACACACACGGACAAUAUAAACUACAAAAUAGGCAAAAACAACGUGAUACGGUGAAAAAUAUCAUAAAUAUUAUAUUACGUGACGCGUGAAAAUUUCCGAAAAAAAUAACAAUACAAUUUGGCAGUGUAAUAAAAUUACACAGAAGAGUGGUUGGUGUAUGUGGAGUAUGUUUUGAAAUUUUCUUCAUUCAAAGAAGUCAAUCGGUCAGUGCACAAGUCAAGCCCAAAAAAAAACAGAACAAAACGAGACAUUUUUAUGUGUGGUGUGUGUAUAUAUUAUAGUAUAUAUUAGAACACAUAUAUUUGUGUACUUGUGCGAUUAGAAAUACAAAUCCCCAUUAGAAUAACACCUAAUAAAUCUAUGUUUUGAUCUAUAUAUUGUGUGUUUUUGAAAGAAACGCAGAAAGUGUGUUUUUUCUUUCCCCAAAUCGAUGAUUUGUGAAAAAAUGUGGAAAGGAAUCAACAGUGAAAACAGAGUGAAUUUUUAUGGUCGGGUUUAAGGUGUACACAACAAAACAACAUCAUCAGCAGCAGCAGCACCAACAACAACAAUAAUAACAACAGCCAGCACAUCCUCAAUGCUGGCAGCGACAGAGGGCACUCUGUUACAACAAUAACCAGACAAUGGUCUGAUUUGUUGGUUCUCUGUGUACACACAAGAGAACUGCAGCAGCAUCGGUAGUGCGUUCCGUUAAAGUGCUAACAUCGUAUGUUGCAUUGCCGAAGAAGAGAGAAAGCGCGCGAGCAAUUACAUUUGGCUCUGAUGAUGCCUAGGUCACUGUUGCUGCUCUGCUAAGCCAGAGAAGAACGAAAACAAAAAGAAAAAAAAAACAAAGCAGACAAACAGACGUUUCGGUUUAGUUAGUCAGCAGUCCAGUCCGUUGUGUGUGAUGAAAAAAGAUGGUGAUGUUGAUAAACAAAUAAAAAAUAAAAAAAAUGGAAAAAUUAAUUGUUAAUGUAAUAAUCACGAUGUAAAAUUAACAAUAACAAAGGAAAAUUGAAGUGUAAAACAAACCAAGGGAAUUAUUAAUGAAAUCCAUGUCAAAUCUCUUAGUUAAACCAAAGCAGCAUCAACAAAUACAACAACCACAACAAUUAGCAUAGCUAAGUGAAAAAUAACAACAAGAAAAAAAGUAUUUAUUAAAAAAAAUCAACAACGACAACAACAACGUAUGUGAUACAUACGUCAACCAGAGGCAAAAAAGAUAGUAAACAACAAACGCUGACGAAACACAGUCAACAUCAGCAGCCAGUCAGUCAGUCAGCUAGCCAGCCGCAAGCAAGCAGGCAGGCAGGCAAGUGCAAGAGAAUUUCUACAUCACAAAAAGAAAAAACACACAUCACGAUUUCUCAGAACAAGACACCAGAAGAAGACAAUAAAAUACCUAUUUGUUUGUUUAUUUUCUUUCUUCGGGAGGAAGAAGAUCCAAUCCUAGUGGAACGUCAAGCGCAACAAAUAACUGAAACAACCUCCUUUCUCUCCCUCCCUCUCUCUCUAUCUCUGACAACAUUGGAGAGGGGGGAUGCUGUUUUGCUCUGCACUACUUGGCAGCUUAGAGAAUUGUGUCAAUAUUCAGAAGGAAUUUUAUGUGUGGGAGUAUCAUCAUUGUCGCCACCAAUAAUAGCCAAAUAGAAAAACAAACAUCCAUCAGCAUAGACAAGAACAACAGCAGCACAGCAGAUGAAAAAAAAUUCCAUCUCCUCAAAACUGAAAAAAUAAAAAAGAAACAAAAAAAAAAAAAGACUUUGUUGAUAUUUUCAAAGAAAGGAGAAACAAAACAACGGCAUUUACUCUUAAUUUACUUUUGCUUUAAGUAAAGAGAGAACGAGACCCCCAAAAAAAGAGAACAAGACCCCCCUUUGUUUACAUUUGUCCAACGCAAUACACUCUCUUCACUAGGCGGUAGUGGAGUGUUGAAAACCAACGAAAGAAAACUUAAAACGCCAACAUUCAAAGCACACAGCAGCAAAAUAAUUCCGGCGGCGCAGAAGUUCCAUCACCAUCAGCCACAAUAACAGCAACAACAAAUAUGGGUGGCAAUAGCACGGCCGCCUUUAGUAUUGGCGGCUAUAUGGGUGGCAGUGCGGGCAGCACUGGGAGUGCUGGUGGUGCUGUGGGCGGUGGCACCUCCGAUCUAGUACCCUCCAGCAGUAUGUUGGGCAGUGGUGGUGGAGGUUCCUCAUCCACGCCGGGCAUACCCUAUGCCUGUGGCAUUAGUUGGGAUGAAUUUUCCGAGCGUCAUGCACGAGUUGCAGCCGCCGAUUUUGCCAAAGCUUGUAUUUGUUUCAUUAACGGUGGUCUAGCGCCCGACGAGGCCCGCAAUCUAACCUAUAGGAAUUUUGGUCAAAAAUUUCUCGAAUCAUUUGCCGAACACUAUGAAAAGGAGUUCCUUCGGAGACGAAGUAAUUUGAAGGUCGGCAAUGGUGUUUUAGAGGAGCCCGAAUAUACCGAAGAACAACCAAAAAUCUUUCCCAAAACAUUCUUUCGACGUUUGUCAUUUAAGGGACUGAGAAAGGGCAAGAAUUUUCUAUUCUUACAGACCCUAUCACUGUUUCACAAAAGUUCCGAUGAAGAGGAGACGAGUAAACACAAUAAGAAAUUUGCCAAAAUUUUAGUCGAAUGCAAAAAGGAGGGCAUCGUCAACAAUCUAACACCGGAAAGUUUGGAUCAACCCACGGGUACACAGAAAUGGGAAAAAUGUCGUCUACGUUUGGUAAAGGCCGUGGGAGGAUUUAUGCUGGAAUUUUAUAUACCACCCAAGGCGGCUAAGCCCCGUUGCGGUGUCUUUUGUUUCCUAAUAUCGGAGGCGCGUGAAACCACCGCCUUGGAAAUGCCGGAUCGUGAAAAUACCUUCGUCUUAAAGGCUGAUAACAAUAUGGAAUAUGUUAUUGAAGCUCAAAAUGCCGAAGAAAUGCGUGAUUGGUUGGAUACCAUACGGUUGUGUAUGCGUACGCCACCCACACAACAGCCUACCACAGAUACCGAGGUAAUGGCCGCCGCCAUGCAGGCAUCUCCGAUUAUUAUUAAUCCACAAACUGCGGUGGGAGGUGGCACCACAACGGGAGGUCUACUAAAUGCCGUACAAAAUCCCCAGUAUCAUCAACAAAAUCCCAUGGGCUCAAAUGGUAAUGUGGCACCGAGUAGUUCACUUUCCGAAAAUGCUCUCUCUUCGCUGGCGGCAACCACGGGCGUUGGUGGUGGAGGCAUAGGUGAUUCCAUUACCGAUAUUGCCUGCAAUCCUGCCGCCCAUAACAUACAACACGACAUACAACAUCGGCGCGGAGAACAACGUCUUUCCUCCUCGAGUAACAUCGAACCAUGUGAUGGUUUUCAAGAUCCCGAUGCUGAUGUCAAUGUGGCCGAUAUCAGCAAUGAAAUGCGACAAUUCCCCUGGUUCCAUGGCACCCUACCCCGAUCGGAUGCAGCUCGUAUGGUCCUACAAAAUGAAGCGCAAGGUCAUGGUUUCUUCCUGGUGCGUCAGAGUGAAACACGCAAGGGCGAAUUUGUAUUAACCUUCAAUUUUAAUGGACGUGCCAAACAUUUACGCAUGACCCUCUCCGAUAAGGGUCAGUGUCGGGUGCAACAUCUGUGGUUCCCCACCAUACAAGAAAUGUUGGAACAUUUUCGUCACAAUCCAAUACCCUUGGAGUCGGGUGGUACCUCCGAUGUUACCCUUACCGAAUAUAUACAUAAUCAAGGAGUUCCUUAUAUGAAUGCACCGACGCCGAUGGGUAUGGAUGUUAAUGGUGGCAUUGCAACGGCACCAAUGGCGGAAAGUGGCAAUGUCUCAGUUCCCACAACAUUGCCUCCAACUCAAACCCAACAGUCAACGACGCAACAACAACAAGUAACACAACAGCAGCAGCAGCAGUCGCAACAGCAACAACAACAACAAACACAACAGCAAGAUCCAUCACCGAGACAUUCACAGGAUGUUAUCUCCAUGAAUUGUAGUGUACGCUUAAAAACGAAUGAAAUGGAUUUGGCAUUAUUAUUGGCAGCUGGUGUGGCCACGCGUCAUUAUCAACAUCACAAUCAUCCUCAGCAACAACAGCAGCAGCAGCUGCAGCAGCAUCAUCAACAACAACAGCAGCUGCAAACGCAACAUCAACAACAAAUAACACAGCAAACGACCACGACGACGACGACAGCAACAUCAAUGGCGGCAGCGACAGCAACAACCGUAAAAACAACGACAAUAAUAACAUCAUCAUCAGCAACAACAACAACAUCAUUAACAUGCAGUGGUAAUGUAACUGCAACAACAGCCAAUACUUCUUCCUCCUCUUCCACAUUGCCACCGUCGUCAUCAUCAUCCAUCAUUCCAGUGGCCGCAAACUCAGCCAAUACCACAACAGCUGUAACAACACAAAAUCUUACCCAACUCCAUCAAUUCAAUGUCUCCGAUGCUUUACAAUUCGAACAGAACAGUGCAUUGAUGGGUGCCGGUGCCAUUGUUUCACUGCCACCCGAAAAUAUACGAGACUCUGCCUCACCCACACAAUUUGGUGGCAUGUCAAAUGCAGCCGUGGCUGCGGCAGCUGAUCUAAAUCAAUAUUUGAGAGCCUCUAGUGUUUCGCUGCAAUCACAGGCCACUACGGGUGGUGGUAGUGGCAGUGGUAGUGCCGGCAUUGGUACUGGAUCUUCUGGCAGUGGCGGAAGUAUGGGCAGUAGUAGUGGUGGUGGUGUUAUGCUGCUAACUCAGCAGCGCCAAUAUCAACAACACAUCAGCAGCAGCUACAAUGUGGAUGCGGCGGCAAGUAGUGCCACUCAGGGUACAACACCCAGAGCUGUUGAUAAUCAAUACAGUUUUGUUUAAAACAGUUUGACGGUCUAACUAACUACUCGAGUUGUUUGGUGGCGGUGAGAAAUCGUUGUUAUUUGAAUUGGCCGGGCAGGGCGAGGUUGGGGCGUUAAAUGGGGGAAGGGGGUAAAAGAAGAAGAAGAAUACUGAUAUUCAUUGACACACAUCACAUGCAUAUUAUUUGAUAUUGGACAUAGUAAAAGAAUACAGGUAGAUGUAUCAACGCUUGGGAAUAUUGAAAUUUGUUCGAAUGUUUUUUUUUUUUAAAAAAUAGGUAAAUUUUUUUUACGUUUUUUUGAAAAGAAGUCAAGUGGUGGUUAUGAUAUGCAUUUUUUAAACAAUUUUAAACGAAAUUGAACAAUUUUGCAUUAAAAUUUUCAAUUUCAAAAUUUGUUUGACAGUUCAUUGUCCCAGCAGUUGUGCCAGCAUUCUUCUACCAUGAAAUUGAUUAACAAACUUAUCUCUCUUUUUUUGAAGGCUUCAGUUUUAAAACAUUAGUAGUCAGGAAUUAAUAGAAACUGUCAAAAAAUAUGAAAUCAAUGGUAAUUGUAUUUAAAAAUACAUUUCGACAAAUGUAGUUUUGAGAAUAUACACCCUUCAUUAUAGAAACUGAUAUCAAAAGAUUCUGGGGAAAAAAGUGAGGUUAUGAAAUUCUAUUUUUUUAUAAAGUUGUGCAAUAAAGUAUUGCAUGGAUUUCCAAAGGCAUUUUAAAGUCUAGACAUAUUUUUUUAUAAAUAUAAUUGCCUUACAAGCCAAUGGAAAACGAAAACGUAGAACACUUGCACACAUAACCUAAAAAAUUAUACAGCGCUUAAAAAGAAAGAAUAUACCUUAAUAUCCUAUAUUGGGUUAUUAUAUUUCAAAAAAUACAUUUUGGAAUUUUAAUUCUGCAUAUAGCCUCUUUUCAUUACUGAAAUUCAGAUCUGAAAAUCAUUGAAAAAAGUGAGGUUAUGAAAUGAAAUUUCAUAUUAAGGUGUGAAAUGAAGGCUUACAUGAUUUCCCAAAGGCAAUUCAAUGUCUGUAGUUUUUUGUUUAUAAAUUAUAGCCUUACAGAAAGAAGUAGAAGCAGGCGUGGAACAUUUACCAACUUUUCACUCAGUAAAUAUCUACUUUCUAUAACUGAAUUUCAGAUCUGAAGAUCACUGAAAAAGUGAGGUUAUGAAAUUUAAUUUCUUAUUCAGGUGUACAAUAUAGUGUUACAUGGUUUUUUAAAGGCACUUCCAACGUCUGGAGAUUUAUUUUCAUAUAUAAAAAUUUUCUUAUAGAGAGAAGUAGAAGAAGACGUGGAGAUCUUUCGAAAGAUAUUCCAUUAACAGAGGAAACAUUACAAUAACGUCAAUAGCCAAAAUACCCAUUUGAAAGCCUAACUUUUUUGAUUUUUAAAAAAGAGAUUACACUUUUUAAAAAGAGACUUUUAUGUGCCAUUUGUUGAAUUAUUAAAAACAAGUAAUUUAACAUUUUGUUCAUACACUUUUAUAUUCAUUUUUCUUUUUUUUAUAACUUCAACAAAACACAACUAUUACCCCCCUCUUCUUCCCCCUCAUAAAAAGAAAGAAACGAAACAAACAAAAAAAAAAUACUUUUGCGGGCUUUUACAACGCUUACAAAUAAUGCUAAAGAAAAUUUUCAAUGUAAAUUUAUAGCUUCCAUAUAAAAAAAUACUUAUAAGGCCGUAUCUCCAUACAUAAAAAAUUAAUAUUUUUAGGAAAUUUAAGAGAAUAAGGGCAAAUGAGGCAAUGUAAAAUGUAAAAAUCCUUUAACUUGGCAAAAGCGGGGGAAUUUAUAUCCCCUACCCAAUGGGCCCUUUCUCUCUUAUAUUACUUGGUAAAGCCAGCGUUUGAGACUGUACAGUUUAGGAGAUCUUUCCCCAUAAUUUGUUGUUGUUGUGUGUUUUUUUAUAAUAAUAAUAAUAAAUUAUUGGGAGGAUUUUCAAAAUAAAACUCAAUGUUCUUCAUUACUGUGUGUUCAAAUUAUAAAUGUUCGUUCUUUUUUCUUUUUUAAUUUAUAUAGAAAACAAAAAUUGCAUUAUUGAAAUAUUCAAGUCUCUUACUAUUUUCUUGUACAUAUAAUGGCUAAUCCUCUCUUAUUUUUCUCUCUCUCUGUCAAAAACAUAUAUUAACUCCCUUUUUUAUAGAUAUUUUUUUUUUUUUUGUAAUAAUUUUGCCACACAUGAAAAAGACAAAUGAAAUUUAUAAUAAAUUAUAAAGAAUCAACAACACAAAACAAACCAGAAAGAUUAACAUGCAAAAAAAAAGAAACCCACAUACAUAGAUAUUUAAUAAUAUUUAAGAAAGUAUAACUUGUUCUUAAAAUUGUAAGGCUUUAAAGAAGAAAAAAAAAACAUAAACGAAAAAGAA